Aspergillus steynii IBT 23096 is the source of this 941-nucleotide messenger RNA. Its product is annotated as NAD(P)-binding protein. Lineage: Eukaryota; Fungi; Ascomycota; Eurotiomycetes; Eurotiales; Aspergillaceae. The transcript has a single exon. The record is from RefSeq and is a predicted model, not a curated record. The coding region runs from base 32 to 856 and encodes 274 amino acids.
UCUACUCGUUUAUCCCAGCUACCACCAUACAAUGCCUCGUGUUUGGUUUAUCACCGGAAGCUCUCGCGGCCUUGGACGCUCUAUAGUCGAGGCGGCGCUCGAAUCCGGAGACUCCGUCAUUGCCACGGCUCGCAAGCCCGAGCAACUGACCGAUCUGGUCGAUAAAUACGGCCCCCAGAAAGUCCUCCCGCUGGCCCUCGACGUGACCAACAACGAGCAAGUCAUUCAAGCUGUCCAUGCUGGACACCAGAAGUUCGGCCGGAUCGACAUCGUCAUCAACAAUGCCGGAUACGCCAACACCACCGCAGUCGAAGAUAUCGACAUCAACGAUUUCCGCGCACAAGUCGACGCCAACUUCUUCGGGGUCGUGUACGUCUCCAAGGCGGUGCUGCCGAUCCUCCGCCAGCAGGGCUCGGGGCAUAUCUUCCAGGUCUCGUCUCUGGGUGGACGUCUCGCGUCACCCGGGCUCUCGGCCUACCAGUCUGCGAAAUGGGCCGUGGGUGGUUUCUCAACGGCCCUGGCUCAGGAGGUCGCGCCUUUCGGAGUCAAGAUCACAGUGCUGGAACCGGGUGGUAUCAAGACGGACUGGGCGGGCUCGUCCAUGGCGAUUCCGCCGGUCAGCGAGCCUUAUCAGAGUACCGUGGGGGCAUUCGCCGAGUUCCUACGCAAAUCGCCAGGCAUUGAGCUGUCCUUGCCUGGUCGAGUUGCGGCCAUCAUUUUGAAGAUCGUCGAGCUGGAGGAGCCUCCUUUGCGUCUGCUGAUCGGUCCCGAUGCCGUGGAAUACGCUGGCCAGGUGGCGCAGGGUCUGGCAGCGUCGGAUGAGAAGUGGCGGGAUGUGAGCCUUUCUUCGACUUAGAUGGAAUUUCUGCUUGCGAUGUAUUUAUCUGGAGCAAUCAGUGUUAGUUAUGUAGUACUGAAGAUGAAUGUAAAGAUAAUGUGAA